Schizosaccharomyces osmophilus is the source of this 867-nucleotide messenger RNA. RefSeq names its product V-type ATPase V1 subunit D (gene vma8). Gene Ontology annotation, cellular component: fungal-type vacuole membrane; vacuolar proton-transporting V-type ATPase complex. Lineage: Eukaryota; Fungi; Ascomycota; Schizosaccharomycetes; Schizosaccharomycetales; Schizosaccharomycetaceae. The record is from RefSeq and is a predicted model, not a curated record. Bases 1 to 867 code for a protein of 288 amino acids. Gene Ontology annotation, biological process: vacuolar acidification. Gene Ontology annotation, molecular function: proton-transporting ATPase activity, rotational mechanism. The transcript has 3 exons.
AUGUCGUCUGGACAAAGAGAAAAUGUAUUUCCUACUAGAAUGACACUUACGGCGAUGAAAACCCGUCUUAAGGGAGCUCAAACAGGUCAUUCUUUACUAAAAAGAAAGUCUGAGGCUUUAAAAAAGCGAUUUCGCGAGAUCGUUAUGCAUAUAGAUCAGGCGAAACAUAAAAUGGGUCGUGUCAUGCAGAUAGCUGCUUUCUCAAUGGCAGAAGUAGGUUUUGCGAUGGGAAAUAACAUCAAUUUUGAAGUGCAGCAAUCCGUGAAGCAAGCGAGACUUAAAGUUCACUCAAAGCAAGAAAACAUUAGCGGAGUUUUUCUUCCAGCAUUUGAAACAAAUCUUAAUGAGAAUAUCGAUGACUUUCAAUUGACUGGUUUGGGUAGAGGAGGACAACAAAUUCAAAAAGCUCGACAAGUGUACGGAAAAGCCGUGGAUACUCUCGUUCAAUUAGCUUCCUAUCAAUCUGCAUUCAUUCUGUUGGGUGACGUUCUACAAACAACGAAUCGACGUGUAAACUCAAUUGAACAUAUCAUCAUUCCAAGACUUGAGAAUACCAUCAAGUAUAUUGAAUCUGAGUUGGAAGAGCUUGAGCGUGAAGACUUUACUCGAUUGAAGAAAGUCCAAAAGAUUAAAGAAGAGAGAGAAGAGAAUGAGGCCGUCGCAGAUACUAAAGAGGCCGGUGCUAACGUAGUUCAGGCUACUUCAGAUGGUGAAAAAGUAAAGCCUCCUUCUACUGAAGUUGGGAAGCAGUUUGUUUCAGAAACAGAGCAAAAUACUGAGAAGGAAGAUACUUACUCACUUCCAUCAACCUCUACUAACGUUUCUGAUGAUGAUAAGGCUGAUUCUGAUGAAGACGUUAUCUUCUAG